Paramecium octaurelia is the source of this 1839-nucleotide messenger RNA. Lineage: Eukaryota; Ciliophora; Oligohymenophorea; Peniculida; Parameciidae. The record is from the annotation of a GenBank genome assembly.
AUGAAUUUAAUUGAUUACCUCAAGUAAUGCAAAGAAAAACAAAUCAAAAAAGCUGAGGCUGAUAUCCAUCACUUUAACAAAAAGAUCAAUGAUGCAUCAACUCAAAAAAUGUUCGAAAAACUUAGUGCUGGUGUAAUUACACUGCCAUAUCUCAGUUAAUAAUAAAAGACUGAAAUGUAAAGAGAACUAAAAAAACUAUAAAAGAUAAUGGACGAUAUCUCCUCUAAACAAUGUGCAUUCAAUAUUCACAUCAAUAAAUAUGCUGACACUUAAUCCAAGAAGACAUUUACCUCUGCUUUAGAAUUAUAACAUGCUGGUUAAUAACUACUAUUGAGUACUUUUUGCAAUCACAAAACUCAGCUGCAAACCUUUCUAACUAAGUAUAAUAAUUUGAUAUCCUAUAUUCCAUUCUGGGAAAAUGCUCAACAGUUAGAAUCCAAAUAUAAUCCGAUAGAUAUAGAUUUCAAUCUGAUCCAAUCUAUGUUGGAUGAAUUGCAAUUUAAUUAUACAAAUAUGAAGAAAGAACAAGAGAAAAACAAAAAACUGCAUAAAGUUGCUUCAAUUUAAACUAAUCCAAAUCAAUAAGAAGUUAUUUAUAAGGAGAAGGAAGUUAUUAAGGAAAUUUAUAAAGAUAAUCCUUAACAACAGUUACAAAUUGAUGAAUUGAAAAAAUAGAUUACCAAAUUAAAAGAGGAGAUUUCCAAUUUAAAGACUUAAAAUUAAUUGUUACAAGCUCAUGAAUUGACUUAUGGUCUCAACUGCAUGUAAGACAUACAAGCAGGAAUUCAAAUGUAUAUCUAAAUUGGUACUGCAGAUUCCAAAAAUUCAUUGGCUCAAUUAUAUUAACAAGGCAAGAUGAUUGCCUAAAAUAUCAAAUUAGCCAGAUAAAUCUAUAAAGCAAAUAUCAAAACCAAUAAUCUGCAAUCUAUCUUUUAAUAUGGUAAAAUAGAAUUAAUAAACAAAAAAAAAAUCCAAAAAGGAAUCCAGUACAUUAAACAAGCAGCUGAUCAAGGUCACAUUGAAGCAUGUUUAGACUUGGCCAUUUUAUAUUAUUAAGGAGUUUAGUAAAAUAACGAAUUCCUAUUUCAAAAGAAUUAAUAGUUGGCUAAACAAUAUGCUAAUAAAGGCUAACAUACAAGCAGAGGAAUGUGUGAUUUAGGUAUAAUUGAAACUGACAGCCUGAAGAGCAUCAAUUACUUAAAUGAGGCCAUCAAAAAGGAAUACACUCCUGCUUUUUAUUAUCUUGGACUGCACUAUUUAUAAGAUCAAGAAAAAGAAAAGGGAUUGUCUUUAUUGUUAUAAGGCGCAUUAAAUCAAGACUUAAGAUGUGUGGAAGAACUAUAUCAAUAUUUAUAUGAGGAUUCUUUAAAUUCUAAUUCUUUAAAUAAGUUUUAAGACUAUCUGCAACUUCUCGCUGUCACAAAAUAAAGUAGUGAAGCUUUCUAUUAUUUGGGUUUAUGCAAUAAUAAUAAUCUAUUACUUCAACAAACCUAUUAUCAAUUGGGUUCAAAGUUAAAUAAUCAAAAAUGUCUUGAUAAAUUAUCAGAAAUCAACAAAGACGUCUAAAUUUAUUCUUAAAUUGUUGAAAUGGGAUAAAAUUAAGCUCUCUUUCAAUUAGGAUAGCAUUACGAAUAAUAAGGUAAAUAUCUUAAUGCAAUCGAUUAUUAUAAGUAAUCUAAAUCACAAUAGUCUUACAAUCGCAUUAGUUAGAUCUACUAAAGUCAAUUAAAAAAUGAUGCAUUGGCUAAAGAGUAUGAAUAACUUGCAUUUGUAAGUCCUCGUUUUGAUAGUGAGAGUGAAAUAGCAUAAUCAUUGAUAAUAACAUAGAGUAAAUCUUGA